AUGACCCCUCGCAUUCGCGCCCCGUCCAGGAAACUAGAACAAUUCGAAGAGCUAGUAUACGAGUACUCGAACGGAACGUACGAUAAAGAUGUUAAAUGGGACAUUGAUACUCGCGCAUGCAAUCUCCGCUUCGAAUCCGCCACUAGGGGACCCCCCGCUCGAGUAUCAUUCCUUUUCAAGGUAUCCCCUGGGAUGUGUAAUUUAUUCGGAAGUCUACAUGGCGGUUGUGCUGCGACCCUGAUUGAUAACCUCUCGACCACUAUCCUCAUGGGCGUCUCCAAACCGGGCUAUUUCUCCAUAGGAGGUGUCAGUCGCAAUCUGAGGGUGACGUAUCUGCGUCCCGUGCCCCUGGACACCGAGGCUCGCUUGGUGUGCGAAGUUGUCCAGGUUGGCCGUCGGUUGGCGUUCUUGAAGGCGGAGAUUUCCCGCGUGGAUAAUGGGGAUUUGUGCAUUGUUGGGGAGCAUGAGAAGGUGAACACGGAUCCCUCGACCGGGCGGAAGUUGUAG
Molecule: messenger RNA, 507 nt
Organism: Aspergillus tanneri
Lineage: Eukaryota; Fungi; Ascomycota; Eurotiomycetes; Eurotiales; Aspergillaceae
Product: PaaI family thioesterase
Exons: 2
Coding region: 1-507 (168 amino acids)
Molecular function (GO): fatty acyl-CoA hydrolase activity
Source: RefSeq, a predicted model, not a curated record